Messenger RNA from Drepanopeziza brunnea f. sp. 'multigermtubi' MB_m1, 2040 nucleotides. RefSeq lists its product as uncharacterized. The record is from RefSeq and is a predicted model, not a curated record. NCBI's taxonomy places the organism in Eukaryota, Fungi, Ascomycota, Leotiomycetes, Helotiales, Drepanopezizaceae.
AUGGCUCAAGUUGGGCAUCUUGAACUCGUUGGUGCUCCAGCAGCUCAAACUCCUCUGCCUCCAACGCCAAUGGACACCCAAAGCCCAUCAGAGGUAGACAUGGUGCCGGAAAUAGCUACACUCGACUCGUCAGCAGUUCGAGAGAGUACCCAACAGAGUCUGUCGGCCAUGGAAGGAGUACGUGCUGAAUCUUCCAAGGCUGAAGAUGAUGAUGUGCAGAUUAUAUUUUGUGCUCCCAGACGAAGGAAGAAGAGGCGGAAGAGGCUAGAGUCCGCCCAUUCCACAUCUCCACUCAGUCAGAUUUCAGUACCUCCCAUCGAUGACCUGCUCCCGAAAAUUUGUGACGCAGUCCCACAGGAUCCCCCUCGCAGAAGGAGCACCGGCGUAGUCAACCGGCUGGAGUCAUGUCAUAUUGGAGAUGAGAACGAGAUUUCGGGACGAGCGGGAUCACUACCUUCGAUUCCAUGUGCUCCGAACAGUUAUCCAAACGAGCAAUGCCCGUGGUUUGCUGAGCCAAAUUACUGCAACACUUCACCGGCUCAUUUUCCUUCCUUAGCCGAUUCGACAGCUUGGUGGGAUCAUUCAUUGCCCACUUUGCAGCCCAGGCCAUUCCUGAAUAUUCCCUGGAGGCCUUUGCCGAUGGAGAGUAUGGACAGCAAGAAGCGUAAGCAUGAUGGAGAAUUUGAUGAAGAAUGUCCUCGAUCUGCCCAACCUCGCGAGUCGGUACAGAUGUCUCCUCGAACGAACCCUUUACCAACAAGAGCGCCUUCUGGAUACCCACCCUACCAAAUCAACCCAAACAACUUCGACAUGUACGGAUACUCAGACCAGAACCAACCGGCGCCAAUGUCCUGGCCAAAUUAUGGGUGGAACUCGUUCGAAACCCCAAGCUCAGCCCAAUUUGCGUCACCGCCUCCUCGCCCAAUGAUUCCAAUGGAUCUGUCACUACCCAACUAUUCGACUCCCGAGAAUUCGUCUCCUCAGCAGCCUCGUGUCAGCAAUAGAUAUGAGCAUCCAGAAAGGCGUAGGCCAUGGCAGCACCAGGCCGAACAGAUGGCAGCACCUCCACGACAGAGCCAAGGCAGCGGAACUUCGCUCAGAGAGCCUCCGGUAUUUUCAAGCACCCAGAGCCAGACUUUCCAGCGUCAACCAUCUCCAGGGGUGGUGGUGCAGCCUAGACCUGACCCUUCAGUCUCGUUCUCAACACCAAUGGUUCUUGAUGUCAUAAAUGCACCCCGUGCACCAAUACCAGUCACGGCACAACCGCCAGUAGCCCCGAAAAAUUCUGUACGUGUGUUGACGUCUCCAAUACCGCCACGAGCCGCAAUGAGCACUUUGCCAUCAGCAGACAUCUUACGCAGACCGUCUCUCUACUCAAUCCCACCUUGGCCAUCGGCUUCAACAUCACCACCAGUCACGCCAGGUCCUCCUAGCCAACCUCACAUUUCUUAUCCGGUGAGGAACCCCAAUACGACCCUUACCAGAGUGAUGGAAUCUAGCCGGUCUUUUGCAGACCCUACUCGACCCAUAAGCCCUACAGUGACCCGGACGUCCGACCAUACAAUGAGAUCGCCAGCCUCGAGCGGACCAGCGCGAAGUCCUACCCCGGCAUUAUCACAGCCGGGAGGAAACGAGUUCCAAAUACCGGAUGCACGUAUGGGCCGCAAACACUCCCCAAACUUAAUCGUCGAUAUAGCUGAGACCUGCCAAGAAAUGUUCCCAUUUGCAGCAGUCGCCGAACGUCAUGAUGUGGCCAUCCAAAAGGUCUUCGAUACCUUCUCUGCCAUCAUUCAACUCCCCUUGCUCCGCAACGCAGAUGAUAGACGAAGACACGGCUCGCUUGGGAAGCGGAGGACCAAGGAGUACCGGGAUGCGAAGAGGGCGAUGCAGAAAGCUCAGGAAGACGAGCGGAAGAGUGAGAUGAAAGCGAUGCGGGCGAGGGUUGAGGAUGCCGCCAGGGGCAAGGACCAAGUCAGAAAUUCGGGACUGCUGAAAUCCGCCGUGCUGAACAACGCGCGAGAUGUGCAAGGCAGUCGAUGA